AAGCAAAGUAUUUCAUGAACCUGUAUUGUAGCUGCUUUUUCUACAUCUUGCUCCCCAGGAGUAUAAGGUUUAUCAUUCCUGGAGAUGUUCAAGAGAGUAAUAAAGACCCACCUCUUCUACCGAAGACAACCACAGGGCUCUGUGGUUGCCAGGAGUCGACACCGACUCAGCACACUUUACCUUCAGCUUGGCUUUUAAUAAUUUAAGUUAUUUUAAUGUUUUAAAAUGAAUUUUAGGUUAAUAUUUUAAAUGGUUUUAUUUUCAAUUGUAAACCACUCUGAGCCAUGCAUGUAAACCACACAAGAGCCAUGCAAUAUAUAAAUGCAGUAACUAUAGUAAGGUUAUCAAUGCAGCUCAGGCACCCUGCUUUCUUUAAAGCAAAACCAUCUGUGCCUUUUGGCAUACCUACCUAGUACAUUGGCCCACAGAUGUACUGAUCUGUGCAUGUUUAUUCCUUCCAAGUAAGAGUGCAUAGGAUUGCACCCUUGUUUAUAACCAUGGUUAACUCUCCAGUAAGGAGAUCCACACAAGCAAGCAGGCGUCUUGUGUGUAGAACCUGCUAGAUUGGAGCUUGACUCCGAUAUCCAUCUGAGUGUGCAUGAGCAGCUAGCCUCAUUUCCAUGCGAUGCACAUUGUGGCAAGUGCAUAGAAUCAGUAAACUGGCCAGAGAUAUAGGUGAACAUAUCUGAAGUUGCCUUAUACCGAGUCAUGCUGUUGGUCAAUCUAGUGCUAUCUACUCUGACUGGAAGUGGCUUUCCAAGAUCUCAGGCCUGGUUCUGCCCUAGUUCUGCUACCUAAGUUCCUUUAAUUGAAGAUGUGGGGAUUGAACCAGUUACCUCCAGCAUACAGAGCAUGUGUUUUACUAGUGAAUUAGGGCCCUUCUGCUCCUUGGGUUCUCCUGAGGAAUAAUAAUUGCAUGCAGUCUGAAACUCAGGAUCUUUUUUUAAUGGUGCCUCUGCAAAGCACCACCUAAAGCCAAUAAGAUACAAAGAACUAAGAGCCCUUUUAUAUAUGACUACAGUGGACCAGAAACAAUUUUUAUGUGACUUCAACCCACAGCAUUGUAGUAACCUUGGAAGGUGGAAUCCUAUGAAAAAAACAGUCUCCUGUGUCAUCCUCACUGCUUCCCUCCCUCCCAGUGUUUCUUUUCUCCGUGACCCGUGAAGCCACAGCGUCUCUUCCCCCUUUAGCAUCCUUCCUCACUCUCUUCCUAAAGUUUCACCCUCUUCUCCAUCUGGCAAGAACCAAUGGCAUCUGGUAUGGAGCUCCUUCGCUUCCAGCUUCCUGGCCAUGAAGCAGCUACGCUACGCAACAUGAACCAGCUCCGUUCAGAGGAACGCUUCUGCGACGUCACGAUCGUGGCAGACAGCCUCAAGUUCAGGGGCCACAAGGUCAUCUUGGCUGCCUGCUCUCCCUUCCUGAGGGACCAGUUCCUCCUCAACCCUUCCUCAGAGCUCCAAGUUUCCCUCAUGCACAGCGCCAAGAUUGUGGCAGACCUCCUCCUCUCUUGCUACACCGGUGCCCUGGAGUUUGCUGUGAGGGACAUUGUCAACUACCUGACAGCUGCUAGCUACCUACAGAUGGAACAUGUGGUGGAGAAGUGUCGGAACGCUCUGUCCCAGUUCAUCGAACCCAAAAUCAGUCUCAAGGAAGAUGCAGCAAAGUUUGGAGGCCAUCGAAGGUCCAAGUCCCCCAGUGUAGUGGGCUGCUCUACCUCGUCUUGCAAAGAACAUUCACGCAAGAGGUCCAUGCCACGGCCCAUCAAGCUGGAAUUCCCAAUGGAGGAAGACCUGGAGAUGAAGGCAGAAGACGAUGAUGAAGAGCAGGAAGAGGAUUAUGGGGAUGAUGAUGCUGUCUCUGACAUCUGCAUUGUGAAGGUUGAAUCAGCCAUGGAGGUGGCCCAGAGGCAGAAGAAGCAGCAGGCAGGUGCCUCUUGGAACAAAGAUGCAUCUCCCCAGCAGAGCUGGAACAAGGAAACUUCUCCCCAACAAACUUGGGGCAAGGAUUCUUCUCCCCCACCAGGGUGGAACAAAGAUGCGUCUGGAGACCAGGAAGAACCUCAAGUCAACUCUACAGUGGCGGAAGCUAUAGGGUCUUCUCCAGAAUCAACGCUGGAGAAGACCCAGCAGGGCGUAGUGAAGGCCUCCUACAGUCUCUCUGAGGAUGCUGAGGGUGAAGGCCUCCUAAUCAUCCCCAGCGGAGGCUAUUUGGAGGAGACCAGUGAAGCAGCAGCUGUUGCCUCAGAGUGCCAGAGCAGUGGAGGCGGGAUGGGGCUGGUGUUGGCAGGACUGAGUGGGCGACCUUUUUCGACCUUUCCUACAACAGGGAGAGGCAGCAGUGGUUCAGGAACGCCAGGGGGAGGUGGUGGUGCCUCGAGGAUCAUCCGUUGUACCAAGUGUGAGGAGGUUUUCCAAGGGGUGGAGAAGCUAGUCUUCCACAUGCGGGCUCACCACUUCAUUUUCAUGUGCCCACGCUGCGGCAAGCAGUUCAACCACAGCAGUAACCUCAACCGGCACAUGAACGUCCACCGCGGCGUGAAGUCGCACUCCUGCGCCAUCUGUGGGAAGUGCUUCACCCAGAAGUCCACGCUCCACGACCACAUGAACCUCCACAGCGGCGAGAGGCCGUACCGCUGCUCCUACUGUGAUGUCCGCUUCGCCCAUAAGCCCGCCAUACGGCGCCAUCUCAAGGAGCAACAUGGCAAGACCACAGCUGAGAACGUCAUGGAAGCCAGUGUGGCUGAGAUCAACGUCCUCAUGCGCUGAAGGAGAAGAAGGUGGUGGCACCUGCAGCAGGAAGGGGAUGGGAUUCCUGAGCUCUGAGGGAGGGUAGUGGGGAGUAGUGGUUAGAAUGUGGGGUGGUGAGCCAGGAUUCCAAGUUUUUGGGAUAGGAUUAGUGUCUAGUAUACUAGAGGGAUGGAACCCCUGGAUUCUUUGGACGGGGAUUUGUGGGUGGGUGGAGCUAGUGGAUUAGAAAAGAGUAGGUCAAAUGGGAAGCUGGACCCCUGGAUUGUCUGAGAGCGGAGGGGGAUCUAGUCAGUCAGAGCAGGAGGCUGUGGGAUUCAGGAUUCCUAGGAUCUCUUCUAUUCUUUCACAUUUCCCUUCCCCUGCCUUUUAUGCCCCAUGACCAGAAACUGCUACCUCUUUUAGAGCCUGAUCCUAUGCAUGUUUUCUGAGAUGUUGGUCCCACUGUUUUCAAUAGGACCGACUCCCAAGGAAGUGGGCGUAGGCAGUGGGCUUAGGAACAACCUUUGGGUUGUUUGGAGGAGAGGCACAUGACUCUAAACACUUCCCCUGCUAAAGGAGUAGAGAUGUGCAAAAUGCUUCGAGCUCGAAACGUUUCAAGAUUGAAAUGGUUCUUUGAGCUCAAAACAAAACACCCUUCAAAUAAAGGGCCUGUUUUGAGCUCAAAACAAAGCAACCCCGCUUCGACCUAAAACAUUUUGAGUGUUUCAAGUGCCAUUUUGGAGUGCUGUUUUUCCAGGGAGAGCUGAUCUACUGAUUGGGGUCAGCAGAUAGACCAGUCCUUUGCUGUGGACUUAGCGCAUCAGCCCGCCUUGGAGGGCUAGUCUAUACGCCACAUGAGGUGGGUAGACAAACCCUCCGAGGCGGGCCAGAGGGGAGGCCUGGUCUACUCACCUCAUGCAGCGGAUAGACCAGCCCUCUGAGGUGGCCCGACAUGCUAAGUCCACGGUGGAGGCCUCAUCUGGAGGCUCUCCCCGGAAAAACAGCCCUCCAAAAUGACAGUCGAAAUGUUUGACAACUGAAGCUUGACCGGUUGUUCUGAGGAAAUGUUUUGUUUCAAGCUUGAAAUGCAAAAUCUGUUUUGUGCACAUCCCUAUAAAGGAGUGUAGAUGAGACCUCGCUCUCACAAUCUCAGCAGCCAAAGAACAGAAAAGGCCAUUGAAACCAUAUGGCAUCUGCAGAGGGAGCAAAUUGACCUGAUUGGUAUAAGUGACAGCAGACACUGCCCUAGACUCAUCCCCUCCAGCAGUGUCUCCUCUUUUCAGUAAUUGUUUAGUGGGCAGGGAUGGGGGCAGUUUACCCAGGAGCCCAAAAAUGAGCCUUCACAUGAUCAGAAACCUCUGGGUGACUGUAGAAGUAAGAGGGGGAGGUUGCAGCAACCUAAACUCACCCUAAGAUUCAGGACUAAACUAGACAAUAUGCCUAUUGAGUCACCAGGAUCGAUGUACUUCAUUUUUCUAACAUAAAUAGCACAUGGAGGGAUUGAGAUCUGGAUCAAGGUGGUAAAUGACAAAAAGAGAUGAAAGUUUGGGUGGUAUAUCAAUCAAUCAAUCAAUAAAUCAAUCAAUCAAACAAUAUGUUUCUGUUGAGGUGGGGGAUUAAGUAUGUGGAGAUUUUCAACUCCACAUCUCUGGCCUCAAGGAAAAAAACCUUGAGAGCUGUUCUCCAGGGGCAUAUUAUCUUAUUUAUUUAUUUCAUACAUUUAUAUACUGCCCAAAACGUAAGUCCUCUAUAAGUUCAUAAAGCAGUCAUGGGAAACCACAGCAGAAAGACAAGGUUUAAAGCCCCUAUAUGUGAUAUUUAUGUUAGAAAAAUCAAGCAGGCAGGCCCUGUUGCACAACAGACACAAUGAGCUGGGUCUCAUGAUCAGUGAGACCCUGUUUGGGAAGGGAAGCAAGGAGAGCAGGCUAAGCCCGCUCUCCCCGCACACGAGCAGGGCGGGAGCCCUGGGUGGCCAGAUUGGCCACCCACACGAUUUCCGGCUCUGUGACAGAGCUGGCGGGGGCUGGGGGAUUGGGGGGCUGUGUGAGUGCGCAGGGCAUACUGGAGAGACCCCCGGAGCCGGGAGGUGGCUUUCCGCCUCCCCUCUGGGGGUCUACUGAUGAGCAGCCGCGGUGCGGCGCGGCUACUCAAAAUUUCAAAAAACAGGUUUGCAGAAUGCUCGCUCCGCAAACCCGGUUUAAGAGGAGGGGUAUUUAGGUGGGUUAACCUCCAGGAGGCAACCGGGCUCAGUUGCGAGCCUGGUGGCUCCCACGAUCAUCCGAAAUCGGAUGAUCCCCUAGCCCAAUUUUGGCUGAUCGUGGGAAUAGUCUCAUUGUCUAGUUUGGUCCUCAGACGCCAAAACAUUUGGUCUAAGACUGUCUACUAUGUAGCUUGACCACAGAAGCCCAGUAGUCUUGGUUGAUGGAGUGCAAUUUUAUCCAGGUACAUAGAAGUCAGUAAUCCUGGGAGAACCAGCAGAGAAGUGAAGUCAAAACUGCUAGGAAGAGAGAAAGAACUGAGAGUAUUCUACAUCUCCAUGGUUGCAAUGUGUAAGUGAAAUCUCAGCCUUCAAGGUAGAUUUUGUUUUUAAAGGAAGAUUUUAAACAGUAAGUUCCUGGUCCUUAUAGUAACAAUAUGCUUGAAAUUGUGGUAGCAAAAGCUGGUGGCAUCUUAAAAGUCAGAGGAGCACUGAGCAGGACUUCCUGUGGUCAGAGGGUGAACUUUCCAUGCAGAACUUCUUGCCCUUCCCAUGGCUAAGAGACACAGAAUGCUUUUCUGUAAAAUGAUUUAAGCCAAAAAGCUCUUCCCUUUGCAAAAUGAGUUUGCGUCUUGUCAUUGGCUUUUCUUUGUGCAGAAUGUUUUUUAAAGCAAAGACAGCUUUGGGGAAAGUCAUUUAAGAACACAUAUAGUAAACCGGCUGUGUGGCAGAAGUCCUUGGUUUAAAUCUCAUCCUUAGCUGUGAACACACUAAGCUUAAAGUAAGUAAGUGCUUACUUAAGUGGGAGUAAGUGCCAUUGAAUGUGGUGAUGCUUACUUGAAUGAGUAAACAUUUACUGAAUUAAGUUGCAUGUGACUUUAAGUAAGUGGCAAAUAAAGGCAUGGAACAUGGGUCCUUCCUCUUCUAGGGGGCAUUAUUCAAUACGAUGUAUACUUUAGGCCUAAACAAUAGAUUGGAAGGCAAAGCCAUGGAAACCUGGAUACUUGUAUAGUUCUGUAACUUGAGUAAAACAUGUACUGGUCUGUUAUUUCCCAUAGUUAAUCUGCUUCUGAUAGCUGUGGGGAUAGGGUUUGGGGAGGAAACAAGGACUGCCAAGGACUGAAUCCUCAGGCCCUGACCAGUGGAAGUCAUGAUUAACCUGUCUCUGGUUUGCGAUAUUUCACCAGAAAUUUCCCACACAUAUUCAAGUAUAUCUUCUUGCAGGCUUGAGGGCUAGAAAAUGCGGUGAUUGUUGUUGUUUUUAAAUGAGAACUGAGAUUCUUGGGAUACUGCAUCCUGCACACAGAACCAGAAUGCCAACAUGAACAGAAUCCUUACCAUCCUGGAAUUAGUCCCUGAAGAGAUAUGGAAUGGAGGAUGGGGAUAUUUCUCCUUGCAGUGGUGUUGGUUCUGAUUUCCUGGACCCUAACUAGUUUUUUUUUUCCUUUUCACUAAAAUGUUUUCUAAAAAAAUAAAAAUAAAUAAAAACCCAACAUAA
Molecule: messenger RNA, 6421 nt
Organism: Hemicordylus capensis (graceful crag lizard)
Lineage: Eukaryota; Metazoa; Chordata; Lepidosauria; Squamata; Cordylidae
Gene: ZBTB12
Product: zinc finger and BTB domain containing 12
Exons: 3
Coding region: 1248-2765 (505 amino acids)
Biological process (GO): regulation of transcription by RNA polymerase II
Molecular function (GO): RNA polymerase II cis-regulatory region sequence-specific DNA binding; DNA-binding transcription factor activity, RNA polymerase II-specific; protein binding
Source: RefSeq, a predicted model, not a curated record